Molecule: messenger RNA, 2243 nt
Organism: Tachyglossus aculeatus (Australian echidna)
Lineage: Eukaryota; Metazoa; Chordata; Mammalia; Monotremata; Tachyglossidae
Gene: CPSF3
Product: cleavage and polyadenylation specific factor 3
Exons: 18
Coding region: 31-2106 (691 amino acids)
Biological process (GO): mRNA 3'-end processing by stem-loop binding and cleavage
Cellular component (GO): mRNA cleavage and polyadenylation specificity factor complex
Molecular function (GO): 5'-3' exonuclease activity; RNA binding; RNA endonuclease activity
Source: RefSeq, a predicted model, not a curated record
UCCCGCGUUUCCCCCCCCCCCGCCCCGGCGAUGUCUGCCAAGAGGAAGGCGGACGCGCUGAUCCCGGCCGAGGAGAGCGACCAGCUGCUCAUCCGGCCCCUUGGAGCUGGGCAAGAAGUAGGAAGAUCAUGCAUCAUUUUGGAGUUCAAAGGAAGAAAAAUAAUGUUGGACUGUGGGAUCCACCCUGGCCUAGAAGGAAUGGACGCCCUUCCAUACAUUGACUUGAUAGAUCCUGCUGAGAUUGAUCUCCUCUUAAUUAGUCAUUUCCACUUGGAUCAUUGCGGGGCCUUACCAUGGUUUCUACAGAAGACAAGUUUUAAGGGAAGAACAUUUAUGACUCACGCCACGAAAGCCAUUUACAGAUGGCUGCUUUCGGAUUACGUCAAAGUUAGUAACAUUUCAGCAGAUGACAUGUUGUACACCGAAACAGAUUUGGAGGAGAGCAUGGACAAAAUCGAAACUAUUAAUUUCCACGAAGUAAAAGAAGUUGCAGGAAUCAAGUUCUGGUGUUACCAUGCAGGCCAUGUUCUGGGAGCCGCCAUGUUUAUGAUCGAAAUUGCAGGUGUAAAGCUUUUAUAUACAGGGGAUUUCUCAAGACAAGAAGAUAGGCACCUAAUGGCAGCUGAAAUUCCUAAUAUUAAACCUGAUAUUCUAAUCAUUGAAUCCACCUAUGGGACCCAUAUCCACGAGAAACGUGAAGAACGAGAGGCAAGAUUCUGUAACACGGUUCAUGAUAUUGUUAACAGAGGAGGGAGAGGCCUUAUUCCCGUCUUUGCUCUGGGUCGAGCUCAAGAGCUUCUUUUGAUUUUAGAUGAAUACUGGCAGAAUCACCCAGAACUCCAUGACAUUCCUAUAUACUAUGCGUCGUCUCUUGCCAAGAAGUGCAUGGCAGUAUACCAGACAUAUGUAAAUGCGAUGAAUGACAAAAUCCGCAAGCAAAUCAACAUCAAUAAUCCAUUUGUCUUCAAACACAUUAGCAACCUCAAGAGCAUGGAUCAUUUUGAUGACAUUGGUCCCAGUGUUGUGAUGGCUUCCCCAGGAAUGAUGCAGAGUGGCUUGUCCAGAGAAUUAUUUGAGAGCUGGUGUACAGACAAAAGGAAUGGUGUCAUUAUUGCAGGAUACUGUGUAGAAGGGACACUUGCCAAGCACAUCAUGUCUGAACCUGAAGAGAUUACUACCAUGUCUGGACAAAAGCUGCCCCUGAAAAUGUCUGUAGAUUACAUUUCUUUCUCUGCUCACACAGAUUACCAACAAACCAGCGAAUUUAUUCGGGCUUUGAAGCCUCCCCAUGUGAUAUUAGUGCAUGGAGAACAGAAUGAAAUGGCCAGAUUGAAAGCAGCGUUGAUAAGGGAAUAUGAAGAUAAUGAUGACGUGCACAUAGAAGUUCACAACCCUAGGAAUACAGAAGCUGUGACAUUAAACUUUCGAGGGGAAAAACUAGCCAAGGUUAUGGGUUUCCUGGCAGACAAAAAACCAGAACAAGGCCAGCGUGUUUCAGGGAUACUGGUUAAAAGAAAUUUUAAUUAUCACAUACUUUCUCCGUGUGACCUCUCCAAUUACACUGAUUUAGCUAUGAGCACUGUAAAGCAGACUCAAGCCAUUCCUUAUACUGGCCCUUUCAACUUGUUGCUUUAUCAGCUACAGAAACUGACAGGUGAUGUGGAGGAACUAGAAGUCCAGCAAAAGCCAGCACUGAAAGUGUUCAAAAAUAUUACUGUAAUUCAGGAACCUGGAAUGGUAGUAUUAGAGUGGUUGGCAAAUCCUUCCAAUGAUAUGUAUGCAGAUACAGUAACAACAGUCAUCCUGGAAGUUCAGUCAAACCCCAAAAUUCAGAAAGGUGCGAUUCAUAAAAUUCCUAAAAAAAUAGAUAUGGAUAUUUAUGGCAAGAGGCUGGAGAUUAUGCUUCAGGACAUAUUUGGAGAAGACUGUGUAAGUCUCAAAGAUGAUUCCAUUUUAAGUAUCACAGUGGAUGGAAAGACCGCCAAUAUAUCCUUGGAGACCCGGACGGUUGAGUGUGAAGAAGGAAGUGAUGAUGAUGAGUCCCUUCGGGAAAUGAUCGAACUGGCAGCACAAAGACUCUAUGAUGCCCUCACGCCGAUCCACUGAGAAGCCCACCCUCCCUCUUUCCCACCCACCUGCCUGCUCUAUGUACAUUUCAGUCACCCCAACCCCAAACUUAUUAAUGCCUAGUCCUGUUUCCAUCCCUUCAUGAAAUAAUAAAAACUUUUUUGUGGGAAAGCCUA